Messenger RNA from Physcomitrium patens, 4459 nucleotides. RefSeq names its product two pore calcium channel protein 1. The record is from RefSeq and is a predicted model, not a curated record. Gene Ontology annotation, biological process: monoatomic ion transport; transmembrane transport. Gene Ontology annotation, molecular function: voltage-gated calcium channel activity. Lineage: Eukaryota; Viridiplantae; Streptophyta; Bryopsida; Funariales; Funariaceae. Gene Ontology annotation, cellular component: membrane.
UCAUUGUUUGAUCGUUUUCUCGAGAGCAUGCAGUGCGGCCCCGUCCGCUUCUAGCAUUUGUUUUUUUUUCUUUGUUUUCCAUCCAUUGAGGAGAAAACUCGUUCCGAAAUUGACGUGUGGAAAGAUGAACUAUGCGGUGAUUGCGGGAAGGGCGUGAGUGGCAGGACCGCUUUGGUAGAUGCGGGGAGGAAGAGGAAGAUGAGGGAGAGGAGGAGGGAGAGGAAGAAGGGGAGUGCUGAUGAGGUGGGCAUCGGAGGAGCGUCGACGCCAAAUUCGCAGUAAAUGAGCCACUGUCAUGAUCACAACAGAUCUUUAAUCGCGGCGUCAUGCGACGGAAGGUGGUGGUCAUUGGGGUCGUAGUGAUGGUGUGCUGCCAGGUCGAUCCACUCCCAGGCGUUAUUUUUUUGCCAUUCUCAUGGCAUGACGAGGAGGAGGGAGGAGGAGGAGUGGGGGAAGUGGGUUUCGUUUGAAAUUGGUGGCAGGUGCGCGGUGAACAUCGUUCGCAGUUCAAUGCGGCGUGCUGAGAGCGUCGAGGAGUUAGCCCACCCCCAGCGUCGUUGAUAACCAUGCUUUGUAGUAGUAGUAGAGAUAUUUGCUUGCUUGUUUGCUGGAGGAUGCGUUGAUGAAGCAGGGCAGAAGCAAAGCGAACCAAUCCCCCGGGGGAGGGGUUUUGAAGAAUAGUGGCGUUUCUGUGACGUGACUUCUGCCGAAACCCGGAUGGCGAUCCGUUCUGCCUUCUAUCAUUAUAGCGGUGGGAACUGGUGAGUAGUGGUGAUGACGUGAUGGAUUUUUUGUUGUUGGAUUUGUGAGACUUUAAACCCAAGGGGAUGGUGGAGAUCCGCCGAUUGUGGCGUGUGAAGGUUUUGAGAGAUUAUUGGUUCUUUGGUUGUGUGAUUUCGAGGGUACAGUGACAGUGUUGAGGAUUCUUGGAUUGGAAAGACGCUCGUGGCCGAAGUACAUGCGCUUUUGUCACGGAGAUCGGAUCGCGAGGCAUUCGGGACAGUACUGAGGAGGUUGUAGAAAAACUAAAUUCAAACAUUAUGGUGUUGUCAGAGAAGGGCUUUCGUGAGGAAUUGGCGGCAUGGAGGAUCACUGGCUGCAUGAUUUUCAUGUGAAUGCUGGGCUUCGUUCGAAGUUGCUUUUUGAAAGUGGAAAUAUGUUUUGAUGAUUGCCGAUAAAUGUUGCGGAUCGAGGUUCUGCAGUGGGUGUCCAGGAGUAUCACUUAAGGUGUUGGAUUUUCAAUUAAUCUUGGAGGUGGUUGUUGCGGCGUGGAGGAUCACCUCUGGAAUCCUUUUGUUUUGUACAUCGUUGACGGCCAUCAUCGAUUGAUUGCAAUGACUUUGGGGGAUGGAUGUAGUGUUACGCAACGUUAAGGCUUUAUGCUAAAACUCGAUCGUGGCUGCGUGACACGCUUUGUUUCUUUGUUGGAGUGAUGCGUUUUUCUUUAUUAUCGAAGAUUUAGCCCAGUCGAGACCGCACUUUUAUUCGGUUUCUGGAGGAUUGGGGGCUUAUAAACUCACGAAGAUUAUUCCCUGAUGAAGAUCUCUCUUGCUGGGGUUCCAAAUUUUUGGUAGGAUUUACGGCUGGGCCAAUUUGCAUUAGGUUUAGCUGAUGGAGACCUUAUUGUGAGCCAUGAGUUCGUCUCGGCUUACUUGCUUCAUUUUCCCUCGAAUUUUGCUUACCAAAGUGUUCACUGUGGUCUAAGACGGACUUGCAUCCUGUGAUCCGCGUAACCGAGCUGAGACUAUGUGUAGCCUACGUGGACUAGCCCGCGGUUGAAUAGGAUUUUAACGACUCCGAUCUAGCCCAUCGCACACGAAGUAUGCACUUUGUUGAAUGGGUAUGAGUUUGAAAGGAGCCACAUAGCGAACAUUUUCAAGUAGUAAUUUUAAAUUCCGUAAGAUGAGGAAGAAGGUUAGAAAGAAAACCCCUCUUCCUGAGAUACAGGAGGAAGGACUUCUGACACCUCUUCGCAGAGGGCAAUCUGCAUACCUUCAACAAACUUGUCCAGAUUUUAGAAGAUUCCCUGACUUGGAGUAUGGACCUCAAAGCGAGUCUUCUCUCACCUCACAUGUGGAGAUGGCGGCUGCUCUGGUUGACCAGGCGAUGAUGGGGAGGUGGAUGCCAUUGGCUGUGGUAUAUCACAAGGAUUAUGAAAGUGCUAAAAGUGCUUUUCUGCUCUAUCACCAAUUAUCCUUUGUUAGAGGCCUAGUCUAUUUUCUGUUGAUGGUCCUGCCGUUUUUUGAGAUUCCAGCAUGGUGUGAUGGUGAUCUUCCACAUCCCUGUGGAGACUCAAAAAAGUAUCCUCUCAGUGGGUUACCUUAUGUUCGUUCGUGGACAUCCGUGACUAUUCAGGUGUUGUGUGUACUGGUACUAGUCUGGUCCGUUUGCUUACAAUGGUAUUUUCUGAGGGCGCAAUUUUGGAUCGGUCGGGUGGGAGUCUACAAGGUGAUAGUUUUGGGUUUAAUGAUAAUUUCUACCCUUACAUCGUCUAUUGGACUAUCUGAAUUGCGUGGAAUCAACAUAUCCAUGUAUAUUCGGCUAUUAGUUCCCGUCGUCUUUAGCAGGGCUAUACGAGGUUGCUUCCGGAUGACGGUGCGGAUCAUACACACCUUCAUGGACAUAGCGGUGUUAGUGGGUACAUUUGUGUUACUCUCAGCGUGGGUGGCAACAGCAUUAUUCUCAGACACAUCUGUUGAUUUCAAAGAUUUCAGCACGUCGCUGCUGAGCCUUUUUGUGUUGCUAACAACAGCAAACAAUCCGGUCGUUUGGGCCUCAACUUAUAAUGCCAAUCGCUUGGCAUUCUUUUUCUUUUUCUUCUAUAUGGUUGUGGGGCUUUACUUCUUGAUGAACUUGGCGUUCUCCGUGAUUUACAGCAGUUACAAAGCGCAGAUGGCUGUUGAGGUUGCCAAGCGUAUAACAGCACGACAAGGAAAUUUGAGGGCCGCCUUCAGUUUAUUAGACACACGUCAUCAGGAAUGGAUCGAUGGUGCAACCAUGAUCGCACUUUUCCUUGCCAUUGGUCGCUACAGGCACAUACCUGAUGUUCGAGCUCGAGCCAGCCGGCUUUUCCUUGCUCUCAACAAACGAGGAGAUUUCAAGAUCUGGUCUGAUGAAUUUGAGGAACUCUGCGAUGUCAUUGCAAAAGAGGUGGAACGGCAGCCAGAUAUGGCACGUCUGAAGAGGCGCCGCAGUAACUCUGAUAUGCACUUCGUCAAACACCCAUUCUACAACUACGUCAUCUGGGCUUUGACCUUGUCCUCUCUAUCAAUUGCUAUUGCUGCACUAAACGUUGGCGGAGCAGUGCAGAUGUUGCUGAUCAAUCUCGAGUUCUUAUUCGGCUGGAUUUUUGUUAUGGACGGAGUGCUGAAGAUCUGUGUACAAGGUUGGAAGUCUUAUUGGCGCACACGUGUGAACCGUUUCGAUUUUGUCGUCACGCUACUAAUUGUGGCUGUUCAAGCGGCAUCCUUCUAUAACGAUGAUGCUCGACACUGGGUAUCUUACUUGACAAUCGCCCGUUGCUUCCGAAUUCUUGCGCUUGUCACCAUGAUCUCUCGCUGGCGGCUGAUGGGUGAAACAUUGGUUCACGUCAUACCGGCAACUGCUCCGAUACUGGCGCUUCAGUUUCUCGUCUGCUCUCUCUUUGCCUUGCUGGGAAUGCAUCUAUUCGGCGGACUCAUUUACAAGGAUAACCCUGCUUUGGUGGGCACAGAGUAUGCACAACACCAAUUUUAUGCAUUCAAUUUCAACGACUAUCCUUCGGCGAUGGCCACGUGCUUCAACUUAUGUGUGGUGAACAAAUGGUAUGUCUUCAUGGACGCGUAUGCUGCAGUUACUGGAACUCGGUGGAGUCGCACGUACUUCAUAGCUUUCUGGGCCAUUGCAGUCGCUUUCACUCUCAACGUUGUUGUUGCUUUCUUUGCGGAGGCUUUCACAAGCCAAAUGGAGAAAGCUGAGAAGCUCAAGGCUCGAGAUAAGAGAAGCGCAGAGCAGGAUUUGUUGCCUCGCGGUGGGGCUUUGUUGCGGAAGAAGUCUGGUGGUGGUGCAGGUGCCUUGCCACGCCGAGCAGCGAAGUCCCUGUCAUACUAUGAUCUGUAUGAAGAUAUUGUUCAGAAAACCUGAAUGUCUCUCAUAAUGUUCCUAUGAUAGGAUUGAUUAUAACUAGCAAAAUUAUGUUAGUCUUCACAAUUUGUAGGUACUUAGAAGUAGGAUAUGAAUGCCAAUUAUCAUAACCUCAUUUAGCAGCCAACAGCUGCUUGUGGCGUUCGACUUGAGAGGGCUGCCCUUGUCAACAGGGCGUAUGGAUGUGAGGGUGGCCAAAUAGUGCGACUUGUACUGAGAGCUCUUUUCUAUUAUUCUUGCGUUGGGCCCUGAAUCCCUCACUGAUAUCAAACCAUUUAGUGUUUAUCUUAUAAACCUGCGAAUUGCCGUAGACAUUAUGUGUUUACGACCAACUCAA